AUGAAGAUUUCCGAGCAAGCUGUCUUUGCCCUUGCGGCCCUGGGCCAGGUUGUUUCCGCAACCAUCAAGGUCGAAGUUCGCUUCAGCGACAAGAUGGUCAAUGUUGGCAACCUCGACCUUUUUGCAACUACUUGGCAGAAGAUAUAUGCAGCGACCGGCAACCAGUACAGCAUUGUCACUGAUAACACCUAUCCCACCAACGACGACAAAUGCACAUCUCAUUACACCGACCAUACCCUCAAUGCUCAGGUCAUCGUCAAUGGACAAUGGGGCAAAGUUCCAGGGCUUGGUCCUCACGACUCUCGCGAAGCUCUUGUCCAAUCCAUCUGGAAAUCUCUCCAACUCGGAAGCGACAAAACUGCAUGGGAUGUCUAUACUAACUGCUACGGCCUGACCUGGCAGGAGGGCAUUCCUUACUGGAAAACGCCAGCCUGCGGUGCGGUUGCAGCGACCGUUAGCAAGCAAUGCCAAUGCCCGAUCGCCUCUGCUCAGUGCCAGUAUUAUUCUAAGGGACACAAGGUCCCCUCCAUUAUCAAGGCCAACUUGUACCGCGAUGGGGUUCUUCUGGCCGAUAGUCUGACGAUUGAGUUCUCCUCUGCCGUGGUUGAACAGUCGGGUGGCUGCGGAAUAGUUGGUAUGAUUGCGAGUGGUCUUGCGGGUUUUGUCCCGGGUGUGGGAUCCAUCUUCUCCAAGGGAAUCACUUUGCUUUGCGAUAAAUAA
Molecule: messenger RNA, 720 nt
Organism: Colletotrichum truncatum
Lineage: Eukaryota; Fungi; Ascomycota; Sordariomycetes; Glomerellales; Glomerellaceae
Source: RefSeq, a predicted model, not a curated record